This is a messenger RNA of Bombyx mandarina (wild silkworm), 441 nucleotides long. RefSeq lists its product as uncharacterized. NCBI's taxonomy places the organism in Eukaryota, Metazoa, Arthropoda, Insecta, Lepidoptera, Bombycidae. The record is from RefSeq and is a predicted model, not a curated record.
AUGAUUCGAUCCAACAUCGUGAUGAUGAGAACUGGUGUCAGGACAGUAGACGUCCAGGCCGUCGAAGGGAUGGUGGCACAAUUCCCCUGCGACCUUGGAACGGCAGCCAAUGAUAAAGUCUACAUGGUAUUCUGGUUCAGAGAUGAUGCUGGAAUACCACUGUACAGCUUCGACGUCCGCGGGAAGCCAUUGUCAGAAGCCCGACAUUGGUCCGCUCCGGAAGUGUUCGGUCCUCGAGCCCACUUCUCCACCUCCCCCGCCCCGGCGGCGCUGCUGGUCCGGGACGUGAAGCGCCGCGACGAGGGCGUCUACAGGUGCCGGGUGGAUUUCCGCAACACGCAGACCACUAGUUUCCGCUACAAUCUUACUGUUGUCGGUCUGACGGAAUUUCCAAUCAAUGUUGGGUACAUUCUUAGCGCGGCGCCGUGUCAUCCAAACUAA